Messenger RNA from Musca domestica (house fly), 1863 nucleotides. Its product is annotated as syndetin-like. Gene Ontology annotation, molecular function: SNARE binding. The transcript has a single exon. The record is from RefSeq and is a predicted model, not a curated record. Gene Ontology annotation, biological process: retrograde transport, endosome to Golgi; endocytic recycling. The coding region runs from base 22 to 1863 and encodes 613 amino acids. NCBI's taxonomy places the organism in Eukaryota, Metazoa, Arthropoda, Insecta, Diptera, Muscidae. Gene Ontology annotation, cellular component: EARP complex.
UUUUUCUCUAUAUUUGUGGAAAUGGAUGGGAUUAAGGGAAAAUUUAUGGACCUAUUGCACAAACAGGCAAAUCGACAAAUGAUACCAGCCAUGGGCUUUUCAGAUUACUUCAUACAAAAUGUUACUGAAAACAAAUCCGAUGCAACUUCUUCGAGGAAAAAGGCCAGUGGCGAAGAUGGUGGUGGUGGUGGAAUUGCUGAUGAAUGCGAUUCAUCAGAAGCCAGUAGUUCCCAGAAAUCCGAUCAAGAAAUAUUGGAGAGCAUAACAGACAUUUACUUCCAGCCAGACAGUAAUGCAGACAUGUAUGAAUUGCAGAAAGUCUUGGCAAAUGGCGUUGAUUAUGGCCUAAUUGAAACAACCAUGAUGCAAUUGCGUACCCAACACAAAGUAUUAUCCAAACAAGUAUUGCAAAACAUAUUGGAACAGCGAAGUGCCUGCAAUGUUGAAUUUACCGCCAUCAAUGAAAUCCAAAAGGAAUUGGAGGAAUCUCUGUGGACAUGUCGCAAGGCCCGUUCGUACUUAAAUUAUGCCAAACAAAAUUUAACCACAACUAGUCUGGAAAUAUUGGCUUCCUAUCGUAAACGCGAGAUACUUAAAGAGUUGCUCAAUACACUACAGGCCAUCAAGAAGUUGAAAUCUACCGAUGUUGAAGUUCAAAAACUUUUGUCAGACUGCAACUAUUCCGGAGCAAUAUCAUUGUUACUUAGCUGUAAAGAUUCCGCCGAUGAAUUUAUGCAAUAUAAUUGCGUUCAAUCGUUGAAUAAAAAACUACAAGAGACUCUGCUACUGACCGAAUUUCAAUUGGAUACAGUUUUGAAUGAGAUGAUACUUAACUUUGAUAUGCGUAAAUAUUCAAAACUUCAGGAGGCAUACAAGCUGUUAAAUAAGUCCCUGAUUGCCAUGGAUCAGCUCCACAUAAAUUUCAUAUCGGCCAUACAUUCCUCGGUAAACUCCGUUCUGCGCGGCUAUAAUGAUCCAAAUAUUGAUGAUAAUUUCAAGUUACUCUACGAACAACUGUGCGAGCAGGUUGAGGCGGACAAAUACAUUUCGUGUUUGAUAAGUCUGUGCAAAACCGUCUGGACCAUUUUAUCAUCAUAUUAUCAAAUUGUUAUAUGGCAUCAAAACUAUAAACUCUAUCCGUUGGAUAUGCCCGAAUCGCCUGAUAAUUAUAUUCAGGAAAAACUCAAAAAAGGACAAUCACGUAUAUGGAAUGAUAUUCUAACAAAAAUUUGUAUAUUUUUACAAAGUUCCAAAUUGCGUACCCUUAAGUAUGAUCAGUUCAUUCAAGUUCUCAGCAUUAUACAAAGGCUGAAGAAAGUCGGUCAGGAAUUUUGUGGUGAAAAUUCAGAGAAAUUAAUUGAAACAAUGCAGCUGCAAAGUGAGGAGUUUUUUCAACGUUAUCAUGUCUGUUGUUUGGAGGAGAUUUGUCUGUUUUUGGACAACGAGUCGUGGACAGUGGUGGAUUCCUUUGCCAACAUACUACAGCUGCCGGAAUUCCGUUCAAUACGCCAUUCCUUGAGACGUCAUAAAACCCCACCAGCCUUAAUGGUCACCACGAAUACAUUGUCGGUUAACAAUUCCCCUACCAGCAACAAUAAUUGUGAUGAAUUGGUUUCGGUACACUCGCAAGACGGUGGUAGUUCCAUUUAUGGUUCCUAUGGUUAUUUCUUACGUUUCAGUGAGAAAAGUUCCCCCUUUGAUGGUGGCCUUGAUGUUGCCAUGUUAGAAGAAGAUAUUUUGUCGGGAGUUGUUGAUGAGGCCUCUUGCUAUUUCAGUGAAGAGGACGCGGAGGAAAGCGAUGAUGAUCCUUUUCUUGUUUUGACAAAAUAUUCCUUUUUGAGUAAACUAUUUGUUUUUAACUGA